UGGCGAUCAAUUAUACUUCUAAAUGAAGUUUAGAAUUCAUUUGCUUCUUAGUUAUUGGAUAAUUUUUCAUAAAAAUUAUGACAUUGCCGUUGCGAAUCCUCUGUUUGGACGAAAUGUUAGACAAAUCAGAUACGGAGAAUUUCAAUAUGUUGCGUCGCUAAUGCAUCGCAUAUCUCAAUAUCGUAUUGGUUGGAAUACUUAUCAUAUUUGUACAGUGGCGCUUAUAACAAGAAGACACAUUUUAACAGCUGCACAUUGCUUUGACAAUGUAUCUCCAAAUUCAACUCAAAUAGUUAUUGGAGCUCCUUAUUUAACACAUGGUAGAGUGUAUUACCCUUUGUGGUUCAUUACAUACAGUAUAUGGUCGGGCAGAAAUGUAUUGCACGAAGCUCGAAUUAAUGACGUUGGUGUAUCAAAGCUAACGGCGUUGGUGGACGAUAGUAUUGAGCCAGUGCCUAUUUCAACAUUAACGAAUGAUGAAUUAUAUGAAUUAGAAGUAGAUGUGGCAGGAUGGGGAUUGUUUGAAAGUAAUCGCGGCUCUCUUGUUAUGCGUACUGCCAAGUUAAAUGUCAUGACGAAUGAACUAUGCCAAAGAAAAAUUCGGAGGCUUACUAGAUCGAGAUUUCAAUUACAUCCAAGGCUACUGUGUACUGCGGCACGACCAUAUAUAUUAUUGGGAUCAGGUGACAGUGGCGGGCCACUCAUAUACUCCAAUAUGAUCGUUGGUAUUAACAAAGCAACAAUGCCAACACAUCACCUGAUACUUGAUUCGCAAAAAGUUAACCUUCAUGUUGGUAUUCAUUAUUUUCUAGAGUUUAUUUUCGAAACUGUACAGGAUAGUUUCCAAUGGUCAUAA
Molecule: messenger RNA, 856 nt
Organism: Ceratosolen solmsi marchali
Lineage: Eukaryota; Metazoa; Arthropoda; Insecta; Hymenoptera; Agaonidae
Product: trypsin delta/gamma-like
Exons: 4
Coding region: 23-856 (277 amino acids)
Biological process (GO): proteolysis
Molecular function (GO): serine-type endopeptidase activity
Source: RefSeq, a predicted model, not a curated record